Molecule: messenger RNA, 1192 nt
Organism: Salmo salar (Atlantic salmon)
Lineage: Eukaryota; Metazoa; Chordata; Actinopteri; Salmoniformes; Salmonidae
Source: RefSeq, a predicted model, not a curated record
GUCCAUGAUACUGAUUCAUGUGCUUCCCAGAGAUCUGGGCGAGUUCUUUGACAUCGUUUCUCCAGCUGUUGAGGGUCUUCACCUUCCGGUGGAUGUGCGUCAGGUGCUGCUCCAGCAGGUGUUUGACAAUGCCAACCUCAAAGACCCUGAGGUGCUGGUGUGGUUGGGCCAGAGACUCCACCCACUUUUACCCAACCUAACAGAUGAGCAUGUGGCCCCCCUCUUCAACAUCGUCAGACACAGAGACUGCAACACCAGCCAAGAAACAGUGGCGUUGUUGAACUCUAUCCUACCAUCACUGUCCAACGGCACACAGGCUGCUGUCCAGUAUCAAAUAAUCAUAUCUCUCAGAGGUAUUCACCUGGUCAUCAUCUCCAGUGGUGUGAAGUACUUAAAAUCAACUCCACUACGUUGCUAUAGGAACAACAGCUUCUUCAUGUUCCUGAGACAAUCCUUCCUCAACUUUACAUUCCCAAAGUUGACCAACUUCCUCUCCCUUAUUCCACCACAGCGGGAAUAUGAGCUGCUCAACACCAUGCAUCCCUCAGAGCUCGGCACCUUCCUCAGGAAGCCAGAGGUGGUGGACAACAAGACUAAGCUCUGCACAAUCUUCCGAAACUACAAAGAAACUCCAGAGUUCUUGGAAACCGAGAAUCUUCCGGAUGACGUGAAGCGUCCAGUCCUGCCCUGCGUCUGGCCUUUGGUUCUGGCCACUGAUGACAAGGCUGAGGUUGACCGCUGGUUUGACAACAGACUGAGGAACUACCUGAAACCUGAAAUAUCUACAUCAUUUAACGUGAAGAAAAGGUUGACUGUCUGCUGUGGUUUUGACAGUGUGUAUCUACUGGGAUCCAAGCUCACUUUCAAUGGCUCAGCCAUAAUUCAAGAUGACAUGUACAGCACCAUAAAGAACUACCUCAACACAAGAAGUUCAGCAGCACCCAAGUGUUAUAGUCCCACUGACCCAAAUCUCAACUCCACCGCCUGGUUCCUUAACUACAUUGGUGUGUUCAUCACCUUUGUGACCAUUGAAGACUUCAACACAUUUGGCUCAGAGUCAACACUACAACUAUUUGCCGUGAACCCUGUCAACAUUGAGUUGUUCAAUUUCGCUGGAGCUCCUCAAAAUCUGACUAAAUGCUUUACUGAGCUUAUCUUCCUGCAGAACUCCAACUUCCUCCCACUGCAGUGA